AUGCGCAGCUGCCAUGUCCUCCUAUGUAUAGUGGCUGUGUCUGCUGAGUCGGAGUCUGAACUCUACUGCUGGCUCUUUGCAGUGCAGGGGUGUCGAUCUGAACCGGAGUGGUUGGUAGGAACACCUCGUGUAUUGGAGGAUGCGAGUCUGGGGAGCGGCUUUACAUCGAGGAGCCUGCCAGAUCGCUGUUGGCACUUCGCACGGGAAACCUGGAUCAAGUGUCAAAAUCCAGGGCUCGAAGCUGUGGACUUUGCUCUAGCUCCCAAUGUGAUUCUUGGUCGGAAAAUAAAGAUCGAUUGUUGCUUAGGCUCGUACCCGUCCAUGGGCACGCAGGGUUUGCUUCAGCAAUUGGAAGAGGAUUCUUUCAUGCGCGCGUUCUUUAGCUACCAGGUAUCCUUUUGGUGGGCCAACAAGGAAAUGACCCAAUUCUCGGAUACCGAUCUUAGCAGGCCAGUGUGCAAUGGAUUGUGGUCGCCUGUGAAGGAAAGGGCCAACAAGGUUGCUGCAACCAACGAGAGUCAGUUCUGCGGCUCCUGUUCCGAGCAGUUGCAGGACAUGUGGCAACGUGCCAGCAGCGACGUGGACUUCGUGGAGUUCCCCUUUAGUGCCGCGAAGGCACAAUUGGAGCUGGAAGGAUUGUUUUUUUUCUUUGACUUCCCUUUGGCCCUUCUGGCCUCUUCGGGCUGGCCCAUUGUCACCUUGAUGCGUCGUUUGGGCGAAGCCUUCCGCUUGAAUUUUGGCAAUGUGAUCCCCAAUGACUGCGACCUUUUGGAUGGAGAAAGGGCUGACGGCCUCUUUUCCAAGAUACAAGUCCUGCUUGCGGGCAACGAACUCGACUUGCCCCAAAUUCGAGAAAUUGCUGACAUUGCCAGCGCAUUCUUGGAUGAAGUUGACAGCACCUGUCCCUUUGCAGUAGGAACUGCACUGCUGUCUCUACUAAGAGCUGCCCAGAUGUCAAGUGUGGUUCAAAUCUCGGACUCUGACUUUUCCUUCCUGACCUUGGAUGCUUUGAAGACGUGGGAUGCCAUGAAUGGAGAGAGAGCGCACGGCCGAGAAGUGGAGAAACCCAAAGACUUUGCCAAGUUGGCCGAACGCCUCUGCGAAUUGGAGGGGAUGGAAGUGCUGUUUUUUGAGUGGCACAUCAUCGGGAUUCAAGUCGCUCGUGGCUUGCGCCAGCUACUGCCGAUUGGUCCGAAUAUCAAAGCAAGAGCAUGGAAUCAAGAUUGCACCAAUUGGUGUAGCGAUGUGGCAGUCUAUGGAAAAAACUGGUCGAAUCCGGCCAUUGUCGUCCAUGUGAAAUUUCCAUGCAAGUGUGCGAUGGAAGUGCUUGCUAAUCGGUCCAACAGCAAUCACAGCCUGCCUCCAGCUCUGCACGUUUAUGAUCACGUCGACUUGUUUUCUCUGGUUCCUGAAGGCAUGGCAGUCUUCCUGGCGCAGACCUCUUUGGCAGCACAGGACUAUGGUACACAUCCCUCUGUCGUUGCCUCUGGGAUGGAGGUCUUUUGGCAUCCCCUGCAUCACUCCAACAUGGAAAACUAUCGAAUUCCUUGGCGCGACCAGGUCCAGAUGAUUGGCACCCAUACCGUUCACAACGACACCGAGCUCUAUGGGGCCGUAGGACUCUUGGCCCAGAAUUUGGGCGUCCAAUUCCAACACAUCGAUCCGAUGGAGCGAUUUGCCAGUACUGCCGGGUUGGUGAUCACUCCACAGCAAACCCAGCAGGUUUACGAGCAGUUUGGGGAGAUGGACAUCACGGUGUUGCGACAUGCUGGUUGCAUGGAGCACUUGAACUGCAUCACGGUACGGCCACUCGAAAGUGGCUUUGCGAUCGGUACAAAACCGGACAGUAUUGAGGAGGCCUUGCACUGGGUCAGUGAACUUGUCACCAAUUCAACGCUUCGAUUUGACUUGCGUCAAAAGGGUUUGCAACUGGCAGAAUCCUACUCCCUCGACCGCCUGAGCCAGCGCCUUGCGUUGAUUCUCUCGCAGGUGAUUGAAGAAAUGAGAGCUCGCUUUGCAAGACUUGCAGCGUUGUCCCAUGUUGUCCCUAACAAACAGAAAGAAAGGGCAUGA
Durusdinium trenchii is the source of this 2073-nucleotide messenger RNA. NCBI's taxonomy places the organism in Eukaryota, Dinophyceae, Suessiales, Symbiodiniaceae. The record is from the annotation of a GenBank genome assembly.